This is a messenger RNA of Pseudonaja textilis, 5206 nucleotides long. NCBI's taxonomy places the organism in Eukaryota, Metazoa, Chordata, Lepidosauria, Squamata, Elapidae. The record is from RefSeq and is a predicted model, not a curated record.
AGGGGGCCCUCGAUCUUCGCCCGGGAAGAUGGCUGCGAGCUGGUGGUUCUUCUUCAGCCUGACCCUUUGCCAGUCUUUGGUGAUGAACCUCUCCGCCGAAGGGCCCUUCCCGUCGCCUACCACGAUAAAACGGUGGGUGGAGAUGAUGCAGGAAGACCUCGUGCGGCUGGUGAGAACAGCCAGUGGAGUGGAUGACCUCGUUCAAAUAUAUCAGAGAAACAAAAAUUUAUACACAGUGGAAGCCAACAAUGCACGACAAUUGGUGGAAAGUGCAGCUCAAGACAUUGAAAAACUCCUGAGUAACAGAUCCACAGCCUUGGUGCGUCUGGCUGAAGCAGCAGAAAAAUUCCAGAAAGAACAUCAGUGGCAGGAUGAAUUUGCGGUGAGCUCAUGUUUUUACUUUACUGAUUUUCCCAUAAACAAAAAAAAAAACCAUGAGAGAAAAAAAAACGAGAACGAAACUGGUAGCCAGAGAAUCAAACCUGUGUUUGAAGAAGAUCCUCUGUUCGGUCGACAAACAUCAUACCAACAUGCUGCUGUCCAUAUACCGACCGAUAUUUACGACGGCUCUACCAUCGUGCUGAACGAACUGAACUGGACAGGUGCAUUAGAUGAAGUCUUUAAAAAGAACAGGGAGGAAGAUCAAAGUCUGCUGUGGCAAGUUUUCGGCAGCGCGACCGGUCUCGCUAGAUACUACCCAGCCUCUCCCUGGGUGGACAAGAGUCGAACCCAGAACAAGAUUGAUCUGUAUGAUGUCCGUAGAAGACCGUGGUACAUCCAAGGAGCCGCCUCUCCUAAAGAUAUGCUUAUUCUCGUUGAUGCGAGCGGUAGCGUCAGUGGGUUGACCCUGAAGUUGAUCCGAACAUCCGUCAUUGAAAUGUUGGAAACCUUGUCGGAUGACGACUUUGUGAACGUGGUUUCGUUCAACGAUAAAGCUCAAAACGUCAGUUGUUUCAAUCAUCUCGUACAAGCUAACGUGAGGAACAAAAAGAAGUUGAAGGAAGCCGUCUACAAAAUCCAAGCGAAAGGAAUCACUGAUUACAAAAAAGGAUUCAGUUACGCCUUUGAGCAGCUGCUCAAUGACAGCCAGAGUGUCUUCAGAGCUAACUGCAACAAAAUUAUAAUGUUGUUUACUGAUGGAGGGGAAGAAAAGGCUCAGGAGAUAUUCGAGAAGUACAAUAAAGACAAGAAGGUCCGUGUGUUUACAUUUUCUGUUGGUCAACAUAAUUAUGACAAAGGACCCAUACAGUGGAUGGCCUGUGAAAACAAAGGUUACUAUUAUGAAAUUCCUUCCAUUGGGGCCAUAAGAAUAAACACACAGGAAUACUUGGAUGUUUUGGGGAGACCCAUGGUAAUGGCUGAGCAAAAAGCCAAACAAGUCCAAUGGACAAACGUUUAUUUGGAUGCUCUGGAACUUGGGUUGGUCAUUUCGGGAACCUUGCCAGUGUUUAACUUUACCAAAGAUCAAAACAACGUUCAGAACCAGCUGAUCCUUGGCGUAAUGGGAGUUGAUGUGUCCUUAGAAGAAAUUAAAAAAGUCACCCCUCGCUUUACUCUGUGUCCCAACGGUUAUUAUUUUGCCAUUGAUCCCAAUGGCUAUGUGCUGCUUCACCCAAAUCUUCAACCAAAGAAUCCGAAAUCUCAGGAACCCGUGACUCUGGAUUUUCUGGAUGCAGAGUUGGAGAAUGACAUUAAAGUUGAGAUUCGGAAAAAGAUGAUUGAUGGUGAAAGUGGCGACAGGACCUUUCAAACACUGGUCAAAUCUCAAGAUGAGCGUUAUAUUGAUAAAGGCAACAGAACGUACACAUGGACUGCUGUGAAUGGCACAGAUUACAGCUUGGCUUUGGUAUUACCAUCCUACAGCUUUUACUACAUAAAAGCCAAGAUUAAUGAAACCUUAACUCAGGCAAAGUUUAUUGCAACCCUCAAGCGAGAAUCCUUUGACGAAGUUGGAUAUACGUUUUUAGCACCCAGGGACUACUGUAGCACAGUGAAAAUAACAGACAAUAAUACUGUAUUUCUUCAAAAUUUCAUUGAAUUUAUGGAUCAAUAUUCACCCGAAAACCCUUCAUGUAAUGGUUUGGUGAUGAGAGCUUUGUUGGAUGCGGGCUUCACAAGUGACCUGGUCCAGAAUUACUGGAGUAAGCAGGACCCCGAGGGAAUCACAGCACGCUUCGUGGCUACGGAUGGAGGGAUCACCAGAGUAUAUCCCAAAAGUGCAGGCGAAUAUUGGACAGAAAAUGCGGAAACCUAUGAACAGAGCUUCUACAAAAGGAGUUUAGAUAAUGAAAAUUAUAUCUUCACAGCUCCAUUCUUCAACCGAAGCAUCUAUGAAGAUGGCAUCAUGGUAAGCAAGGCUGUGAAGGUCACUGUGAAUGGAAAACUUCUGAAACCAGCAGUUGUCGGAGUAAAAAUCAACCUGAACAGCUGGAUGAGAAAUUUCACGACAAUCACCACUAAAGACCAGUGUAAAAGUGGGAGUGAGAUUUGCGGAUGUGAAAAGAACAGUCAGCACGUUGACUGUGUCAUUCUUGAUGAUGGAGGUUUUCUUUUGAUGACCAACCAAGAUAACUACGUUCCAGAGAUUGGAAAGUUCUUUGGAGAGAUUGACCCUGGCCUCAUGAGAAAUCUCAUUAAUAUGUCCUUGUAUGCCUUCAACAAGUCUUAUGACUACCAGUCAGUCUGCGAUCCAGAAGAUGAACCGAAACAAGGAGCAGGACUCCGCUCCAUCAAUGUGCCUACCAUUGCAGAUAUUUUACACCUUGGAUGGUGGGCGUCGGCAGCUGCCUGGUCUAUUUUGCAGCAGCUAGUCUGGGGGCUGACCUUCCCACGUUUCCUUGGGGCAGUGGAAGUGGAAGAAGAGGAUUUCAGUGGCUUCCCAUCCAAACAGAGUUGUAUCACAGUACAAACACAAUAUUUCUUCGGGUCUGAUGAUAAAUCCUUCAAUGGCAUUCUGGACUGUAUCAACUGUUCUAGGCUUUUUCAUGCAGAGAAGAUUUCCAACACCAAUUUGGUUUUCAUCAUGAGUGACAGUAAAGAAUUGUGUCAUCAUUGUGAUGCAAGGCCGUUGAUGCAAGCCGAGAAGCCUGAUGAAGGACCGAAUCCUUGUGAGAUGGUUCAGCAUCCCAGAUACAGGAAAGGACCGGAUGCUUGUUUUGAUGACGCUAAAGAUGAUUCAACAGAGUGUGGUGGAGUCUCUGGAUUGAGUCCAUCACUCUGGUCUAUGGUAGGAAUCCAGUUUAUCCUCCUCUGGAUGUUAUCUGGAAGCAGACCCUGUCAAUUAUGACCCCGAGAAACCCCAAACCUCAUCUAACCAACCAAGAUCCUGCCAAAAUGUUAGCCCACCAUUGUCAUUCAAGGAAAAAAAAAAGGGGGGGGGUCCAGUCUGCUCCAGCUGCGGAUUCCACGGCGACCCCAGUGACUCGAAAAUCUUCUCGGGAGGGGGGAAAAGGCACUGGAAGGCACCCACCACAGCUGCAUGUUGGUGUGUCAGAUCCGUUAACACGCAUGUGUGAAUGCUUCAUCAUCUAGGCCAUUCAGAACUGGAAUCUGUAUGUGCUUUACUGUGGAGUUGCAGGGUUGGGAGGGGCAAAGUCUUUUGUGUGUGUGCUUUUGAAGACUCUGUGUUUAACCAAAAAGGGCUCCCCUUUUAAAAGAUCACCCCCAUUUCUGUUUGUUCGUUCAAACUCGGUUUUGAGUGGGUUGCACUCCUUAAACAUUGGAACACCUGAUUUGAAAAGGAAAGGGGAAAACAAACUUGCCAUUUCCUUCGCUUUCUGGUUUAGAAUACUGAUUAUUUAUAUGCCUGCUUUCAACUAACUCGACUUCAUUUCACGCCGGUUCGCCGGUGGUCAAAUCAACACCGUGAUUUAAGAAAAACGCAGAGACUUCUUCACGACUUCUCCUCCUCCUUCCAUAACCAUUGCUCCCACUGCCAACUUCAAGCCCAUCAAUGCAACGGCGUUAGCACACCUGAAAAUGUUUCCGAAUCCCAGGAAUUUAAAACAUUCUAGAAGGGGAGGGAGAGGGAAUUAAAACGAUGGUCGGAAGGUGGCAACCUGUUUUAAAGUCCAAAAGGACUUUUUUUAAAUGAAGAAGAAAAGAAAAAAAUGCUAAAAUGUUUUAUUUAGGAAGCAGUGGUGGGCUAGAUGUCAACGAUCUGGCGCAUCGAAUUGGACACCGCGAGACUUUUCACCAUGGUGUAAAAUGCCUUAUAACAGAUCAUCUUUGUUUUCUAAAAAAAAAAAAAAAAUCGGAUUUCAUCAUUUCAUGAACGGGAUGCAAAGUUGUGAAAAAGGCGAGCUCGAAGCAAGCAAUGUCAAAAUGGAAUCUUUUUUUAAAAAAAAAACAAAAAACAAACUUCAUCCCAGUAUCUUGCUCAAGCUGUUAAUGUCCGUGUGGGAUGUUAGCCUGUUUUCACCGGUUGCAAAGUCCUCCAAAGUUUUCAACACACAACGUUUGUGAAUACAAAUGUCUUUUGUGAAUAUAUUGAACGUUGGUUUCCAAGGGUAAUUUUUGCAUGAUGACGAAGCUGCUAUUCUGUUCAGGAAUUAUUAUUUUUUUUCCUAGAUUUUUUUUCCUUUUCCUUUUUUCAUGUGUAGAGUGUAGUUUAUUGAAGAGGUGUUUGAGUGAUUUUAAUUUUCCUGCUGUGUGAGAAACCAAAUAUUGCGGUGUGAUGCAAUUGAAUCUUACGUUACAUAUUGUUAAACAGAUAUCUGAAUCGAUUGUGCAAUGUAAAAGCCGAAAAACGGGGGAUGGUACAUUUAAUUAUCUGUGCAAGUGGGGAAAAUGGGUUUUAUAAAUGAAAACAUUCACCUGAAUUACUGUUUACAGGUCCAGUCAGUAGCUGAAAUUGAAUUGACAGGCAUUUAUUUCAGGGUUUUAAAAAAUAACUGUUUAUUUCCAUCAAACUUAUCUCCAAUUAUUAUUCAGCAUCUUACCUUCUGCUUUUCAUCACAAAAAACAAAAUUUAAAAAAAUUGAAUGAAAAACAAUUGGAAAACCCAAAACAAUCCCUGUAAUUCAUAGAGAGACCCUUGGGUUUGAAGUAAAAAAAUACUUAUUUAGUGUGAACUCAAACAUCAAUCCAGUCAGUAAAAACCUUGGAGUACUGAAUGUUGUAGACAGAAAAGAUAAUAUUUUAAUCAAGGACUCACCAAUGAAUGUGUGGCUUUCUUGAUCUCACAGAAUUCUUCUAAAAACUGCAA